AUGCAGUCCUGGAACAAAGUCCGGACACCCCUCCCAACCUCCGUUUAUGCCCCGCCGCCGCCCCGUCGUCGCAUUGGCGUCAUUGCCUUUAUCAUUGCCGUCUCCCUCCUUGCCGUGCUACUGGUCAGCCAACACGCCCCGGCCUCCUUGCCGCGAGCUACCGUUACUGGCAAGGUACCUGCCGUCGGCUUUGAUCGCUACAACGAUACCUAUCCGCUGACCACCCCCGUACAGCUGCCUGAUGGGACUCGGCGCUUCCGCCUUGCCCUCGUGGCUGAUCCCGACAAAGCCAGCCAAGUUUCCUCCUCUGCCUGGGAGAGUCGUCUCCUUCUAGCCACUCUCACCCGCAGCCCUCGUGGCGUCUACUCGCUGGCCCCCGUCGUCUUCAAGCCUCGCUCGCCGCCAAAGGCCGAGGCGCUGAGCUCUCUGAACUUCAAGUGUACAACGGUCGUGUACGGGCCCGCCUUUGUCAAUGCCCUGACAACAGCGUGUCCUCGGCACAUCCUCUCGGAUGGCAACGGGGUCUCGAGCAAGGGGCUCAAGGCCGAAUGGAUGGCCGUCAAAAACCGCCAGCUCUUUGUUGGUGGCCUUGGUCGUGAUUGGACCACGCCCACGGGCGACUUCGUCAAUGCCGACCCCAAAUGGAUAAAGGUCAUUUCCCCCUCGGGAGCUCUGUUUCAUGUCAACUGGACCCUCAAUUACAACGCCCUGCAAAUUGCCGCUCAAACGGGCAUCAACGGGUACCUGUGGCAUGAGGCUGCCACUUGGUCGUCGUAUCUUGAGCGCUGGGUCUUUUGCCCUCGUCGCGUAUCCAAUCAACCCUACGAUGAAAACCUGGACCUGCUGCGCGGCUCCAACCUCGUGCUGACAGCGGAUGAGCACUUCAAGACUGUGACGACCAUGGCCAUUGGCCAGCGCGUCCCGGCGCGAGGAUUUAGCUCGAUCAAAUUUGUGCCUGGCUAUGAUGGCUCCGAGCUGAUUGCCCUCAAGACGGAGGAGUUUGCCAACGGCACGCGUAGCUUCCUGUCAGUUUUGGAUAUUGCCUCUGGCACCGUGCUACUUCCUGAUCAGCUCAUAUCCCAGGAAAAGCUGGAGGGCCUCGAGUUUAUCUAG
Molecule: messenger RNA, 1113 nt
Organism: Monosiga brevicollis MX1
Lineage: Eukaryota; Choanoflagellata; Craspedida; Salpingoecidae
Exons: 10
Coding region: 1-1113 (370 amino acids)
Biological process (GO): proteoglycan biosynthetic process
Molecular function (GO): GDP phosphatase activity; UDP phosphatase activity; calcium ion binding
Source: RefSeq, a predicted model, not a curated record